CGGACAUCCGGCCGAAUCCAAACGGCCGACGGCUAUAUAGGCCGACAGUCAGAUAGCCGAAACUAUUUUAGCCGACAAGGUCAAAAGGCCGACACUACGAAAAGCCGACACUAAAAUAAAUUAAGUAUAAGCUAUACAUUUUCAAUUCGAUAACGUAGUGUUGUCUUUUGUUGUAAUAAUGUUAUCGAUAACUUAUCGAAAUUUAACGAUACCUAAUACCUAUAGCCUGUAAUCUACAGUGGGUAUUGCUAUUGCAUGUUCAUAAAUACUGUUUCAGUUGAUUCGUAACCACGCCGCGUCUUUGCAUUCAUUUUUGUGUCGUUGUUUAAUUUAAUUUAUGUAUUUGCAUUAAAUAAUUAUGGAAUAUAAAAUUGAAAUUUUUGGUACAAAAUUAUUAAUUGACAAUUUUAUCAUGAUUAAAAACAAAAACCGUAACAAUAAAUAUUAUUGGGAAUGUGAAAAGAGGAAACAUACUAAACGGCAUAAUAGUAAUAAUGAAUAUUGUAAUGCAAGAGCAGUAACAAUUCUUGUUGAUGGUAAUCAUAUUGUUAAAGAUAAUUCUUUUUUAAAUCACAACCAUGGGCCUGACCCAUGCCGAUUGUUGGUAAAGAAAAACAUAAAAUAUAUUGUUUCAAAAGCUCUGUCUUCGAGAGAUAAACCUUCGCAAAUAAUACAGGAAGCAACGAGUCGCAUCCCCGUCAAUUCUCAGCCAUACAUGCCAUCAGUUGAAGCAACGCGAAAAAUUAUUUCACGGUGUAGAAAACAUCAGAAUCCACCAGAACCAACAAGUCUUUCACAAAUAGAUAUUCCUCUUAACUUAUGUAAGUCUUUUAAUGGUCAAACAUUUUUACUAAAAGAAAGUACUAUUGAGAGUCACAAAAUAUAUAUUUUUUCUACUAAAGAUGAAAUAUCAAAACUUGUCAAUGCCAAUUAUUGGGUUAUGGAUGGUACAUUUAAAACUGUGCCAAGUAUAUUUUUACAAAUGUACACCAUACAUGCACCUGUUGGUGGAAAUAAUUCUAGAAUUUUGCCAUUAGUAUAUGUUUUAAUGACCAGUAAACAACAAUGUUGUUACGAACGUUUAUUCGAAGACCUAAUAUCAAUUUGUGAUGAUUUCGGUUUCGAUGUUUCACCAAAAUGUAUUAUAACAGAUUUCGAAAAAGCUGCAAUUAAUGCAGCUAAUAAAGUAUUUCCAGAAUGCCAACAAAAAGGGUGUUUUUUUCAUUUAGGCCAAAAUAUUUGGCGAAAAAUCCAGUCUAGUGGAUUGGCUACUAAAUAUGGAGAAAAUGAAGAAUUUAGUUUACAACUUCGAUGUAUGUGGUCACUUGCAUUUUUACACCCAUCAGAUAUACCUAAUGCUUUUGAUCAAUUGAAAGAUUCAUUACCCUAUGACAUUCAAAAUUACUUUGAAGAAAAUUACGUGCAUGGAAAAGUACGAAGGAAAUUUAGAAAUGGAAUAGUAUCUCGAUAUGAGCCAUUGUUUCCACCAUCAUUUUGGUCAAUACAUUUCAAUCAUGAAAACAAUAUUCCAAGGACACAAAACAAAGUCGAAGCAUGGCACAAAAGAUGGAAAGUAUUAGUAGGAGCUGAUCACGUUGGGGUGUAUCGUAUAAUUGAGGAAAUGAGAAAAGAGCAACAACACGUUGUGGGGCAAAUUCAAAUUAUUUUAUCCGGACAAGCAAGGCCAAAACAAAGUUCAAAGUACGUAAAACGUCAAAACCAAAUUCAAACUAUUCUAAAUGAUAAAGAAAACAGAACAACCCUCGAGACAAUAAGAGGUAUUGCAUACAAUUUGCACUAUUAAUUUUUAUUUAUUAACAUUUAACUAUAUAACAUAAUUAUCAAUUAUAAUUUUAUAAACUAUUAGUAUUUUUUAUUUUUUAUGUAUAAAUAUCAAAUUUUUUAAUUUUUAAAACAUAUUAGGAAUAUAAAAUGUACUCAAUAAUAAUUUAUUAGUAUUUUUUAUUUUUAUGUAUAAAUAUCAAAUUUUUUAAUUUUUAAAACAUAUUAGGAAUAUAAAAUGUACUUAUAAUUAUUAACAAUACACUAAAUUUUAUUUUUAAGAAUAAGUAUCACCUAUAUAUAUAUAUCUGUGUGUGUGCAUAAUUUACCUAUCUCAACAUAAAAUUACUUAAUCGGCCAUUUAAUAUGUCGGCCUAAUGCGUGUCGGCCUAUAAAUUUGUCGGCCAUUUAGUAUGUCGGCCUAUUGCGUGUCAGCCAAAUGUCUGUCGACCAAAUGUCUGUCGGCCGAUUGUACC
Molecule: messenger RNA, 2258 nt
Organism: Metopolophium dirhodum (rose-grain aphid)
Lineage: Eukaryota; Metazoa; Arthropoda; Insecta; Hemiptera; Aphididae
Exons: 2
Coding region: 359-1804 (481 amino acids)
Source: RefSeq, a predicted model, not a curated record